This is a messenger RNA of Penicillium vulpinum, 1395 nucleotides long. RefSeq lists its product as uncharacterized. The record is from RefSeq and is a predicted model, not a curated record. Lineage: Eukaryota; Fungi; Ascomycota; Eurotiomycetes; Eurotiales; Aspergillaceae. Bases 1 to 1395 code for a protein of 464 amino acids. The transcript has a single exon.
AUGGGCGCUUCUAGGGAAAAAAUGGACAUCUACGAGAUCCAGAUCCCCGACUCUCACGAGAUUCUAGUGCACAUUGGCGCCGCGAGUACCGCUCAAGAUGAUGCACGCUAUUGGGCCCAGGUUGCCGCUAUUCUGGAAUUCCAGUGUGCGUCACGCCAGCCACUGAUGGAGAGCAAUUCUCCAGGUCCCGAUCGAGAUCACCCGCAUCCCUUCUCCGCCGAUGCCGCCGUGCAUUCCUCGGUGCCUUGGACGACUCAACACGAGGCUUUGCCAAUAUUGCGGGAGGCGUUACGGCCCGCAUACAUCACCCUAUCUUCGGAUCCUCUUUCGGUCCUUGAAAGGGAUGGCGUCACUCCACGCGAGCAUAUCAUCUCAAAUCAUUCAGACUCCCGAGACUCCCUCGGGAGUCUAAUCAGUGUCAUUCCAGAUUCCCAGCCAGAGAUCGCCCAGGGACUAGUCCAUGCCGAGACAUCUUAUGCAGCACUAUCGCCUCCAUCACAGCUUGCUCCACCUCCACCUCGUAAACGACGUCGCACAGCCCCGGCCUCGCCUGAUCCGGCGAACCCGGUUUUAAUUGCACAUGAAACACCAAUUCCAACUCCUCCAGCGAACCAGCCCGCUGUAUCUCAUAGCGUGACCCUCUUCCAGAACAACCCCACUAGUUUCCCACAAACCCCCAUCGAAAUAUCCAGCUCAGCUCAAGACGAAGAACGCCCAGGUGAAUCCAUCACACACCCUGCUACGCCCUCGCUUCCCAUUCCUGCAAACGCCAACCCCCCUAAUCCUAUCACUCUUUCCACUUUACCCUUCGAGAUCCAUCCCCCAAGACCCCCAAUCUCCACUUCCCCUUUCACUACCCACAUAACCCCAACCCUAUCCAUGCUCACAGAGCGCCUUAACCCAGCACGCACCUACAAACCAUCCACCCAAUCCCGUCCCCUCGACCCCCUAGAACGGGGCUACUGGUUUAUGCAUUUCGCUAUCGAACCACCCCAACACCAGAAUCGAGAUCCACCCGAUCUUCUUACAGACCCAACCCCAACCUCAACCCCAGGCCUCAAGCCUGGAACUACAAGUCUUACUCCCAACGCAAAGCCAAAAGAGAACCUACGAUCCUGGCCCUCCCCGUUCUUCCAUGCCUUCUGGUCCUUUCUCUCGGACUUCGUAGGCAGGGACGGCCGCGCGGGCUGGGGCGUCUGGUGUAUUCUCGAGGCUGCGACGCCAGCCCCGUCAACGAUCUCGUCUGACAUGCACGUCUCUCUUAAAGUCUAUGCGUGGGGUGAGGUCGCUAUGCACGUCUACCUUCUACUCUUCUUGGCGAGUGAGCGGCGGAUUCGUGGGAUGGGUGUUCAGUGGCGGGAUGCGGGGGAGGAUGUUGUUAUUCAGAUGCCAUAG